GCAGGUUAAGUUUUGGACUGAGUCACCGAACCCGCCUGCGAUUAUGCACUUUCGCCCAUAUGUGCCCGCGUCCCCAGUUCUAUCAUCCGAUCCGGUCCAGAUGAGUGAUGAACUGACUUUGGACGGAAAUGAAGCACCCUCUGGUGGAAGGUUUCAAGGCAGCGGUGGCGGAGAUGAUGAGCCAUUGAUUGAUCCGGUGCCAGCUUCCUCUCGCCUCCUGGUGAUACAUCAGGAAAAGUGGCAGCAAGAGCUACUGAUUAAGUAUGGAGAGUUGGUGCUGAUGGACGCCACAUACCGCACCACCUGCUACGACCUGGCAUUGUUCUUCCUGGUCGUCCAUACCAAUUCAGGUUAUGUGGUUGUUGGUGAGUUUUGUGUGCAGUCGGAGAAAAAUGCUGAAAUUGCAGAAGCGCUCACUAUCAUCAAAGAAAACACACCAUUGUUGCACCCCAAGUUCUUUAUGACAGAUUAUUCUGAAGCUGAGAUGCUCGCCAUCGAAAAGGUGUUCCCUGAAGCAAGGAUAUAUCUGUGUGACUUCCAUCGUGAGCAAGCCUGGCAACGCUGGACGAAGAACCGGAACCAUGGUCUUAACGAUGAUGAGGCAUCGGCACUCCUGGCGGCUUUGCGCAGCCUUGCUUAUGCUCCACCAUGCCGAGAUGAGGGACAAGUUCCUGAUAACGGUGGGCGAGGGCGUGGACUGCGCGAGACUAUCAGCACAAUGUAUUUACGAACAAUGGAGUUGAAGCGCAGAACAAGGUUCUCAAGUACUAAUUCCUCAACACCAGCAACGGGAAGAAGAGGACGCUGAGCGAGACUUUCACCAUUAUCGUUGAAAGGUUUCUGGAAGAGCAAAAGCGGAAGUUCGUGGUGAAGAAUGUCAGCCAGCUGAGCUCUUU
This is a messenger RNA of Sycon ciliatum, 896 nucleotides long. RefSeq lists its product as uncharacterized. NCBI's taxonomy places the organism in Eukaryota, Metazoa, Porifera, Calcarea, Leucosolenida, Sycettidae. The coding region runs from base 44 to 808 and encodes 254 amino acids. The transcript has 6 exons. The record is from RefSeq and is a predicted model, not a curated record.